AUGUGUUUGCCGUUGUAAUGAUAGGGUCCCGACAAUACAUUGUUUUUCCAGGACGUUUUAUCUACACACAGAGGCUGAAAGGCGCUAAUGUGAAUGAUAAGAUAAUCUUGAGCAAAGUCUUGCUUGUUGGAACUAGAACAAAAGCAUAUAUUGGACAGCCCGUAGUAACUAAUGCUGCAGUACAUGCUGUGGUUGAAGAGCAGGGACUGGACAAAAAAGUGAUCGUUUUCAAGUACAAGAAGAAAAAGAACUACCGGAGGAACAUAGGUCAUAGGCAGCCAAACACAAGGAUCAGGAUAACUGGCAUCUCCGGUUACGAGGAUUUUCCAGCUGAAACAAUGUCUGAAAAAAUUCUUGCAUAGAUGGAGGAGUCUGCUUAUCGUUGGGGUUCGUGUAAUGCAUGCGGAGCUGGAUAACUUAAAACGUGCGAUGUAGGUGAAGUUUUGUAAAGUUCAUCCAGUUACAGGCUCUGUGUAGAUGAUUUUCCAUUGAGAUCUUGGCCAAUUUACUCUUUAACCUUUUUCCAUGGUGCUAUCAAUCUAUCAAAUGUUUAUUUUUGUUUGAAAUUCAGAACCUAUCUACCUAUCUGUUUGGAUGAAGUUUUGCAUCUUUGAUUUGAA
Messenger RNA from Asparagus officinalis (garden asparagus), 620 nucleotides. Its product is annotated as 50S ribosomal protein L21, chloroplastic. Gene Ontology annotation, cellular component: ribosome. The record is from RefSeq and is a predicted model, not a curated record. NCBI's taxonomy places the organism in Eukaryota, Viridiplantae, Streptophyta, Magnoliopsida, Asparagales, Asparagaceae. Gene Ontology annotation, biological process: translation. The coding region runs from base 18 to 362 and encodes 114 amino acids. Gene Ontology annotation, molecular function: structural constituent of ribosome; RNA binding. The transcript has 5 exons.